AUGGAGAUAAAUGAAGAAUUAGCUAAGCAAAUGAAGGCUAAGGAAUUAAAGUCUAAACAAGUGGUGCUUCUCAAAAAGAAAUCUCUAGAGAUCUCAUCUGAAGAAAGGAGUACAUGGCAUGAUGAACAAUUUAAAGUGUCAUCAUCUAAAAGAACCAUAUGCUUUAACCCUGAUAGAGAUUCUUAUCAAAAGAUCAAGGUCAUCAAACCCAUAAAUUCCUUCACACCUCCUUCAGAACUCACUAAAGAAAACUGGGAUAUCCCUGCACCCCCGAAUGGUAUGAAGUUCAAUUUAUGGCCAAGUGCAAUUUAUCCAGUUGAGGUCGAUAUAGACAUUGAAGAGGUGGAGAAAAUAUUAUUCUUGAAGAAACCAAUUCAAGUUGUCUUUGUAUGGUCAAAAUUCAAGAUUGCUUCAAUUAGCAAAAUUGACAUACAAAAAUUUAGAAAGAUGCCAUAUGCAUUCUUUCAAGGAAAAAGGACAGACAACUCUGAAUUCAUGUUUUCUGAAGCUGAUUUCCCUAAAAUAAACCAAGAUGAUAUCAUAUCACUGAUCAUUUGGUUGAAACAAAGGGUGAGUACAGAUAAAGCUUAUGCAGAUGUCCUACAACGCCUAAGGCAAUAUGUGCUCGACAUGGUUAUUGAUUUUAGUGUUGACUGGGACAUUGGACACCUAGGAGAAAAGGAAGCCGAGGAACCAAAUUUUGAUCUAAAUAUGGAAAAUGAGUCACCUGCGAACAUUUUAAAGAAACCACACAUAGGUGUUGUAUUCUCUUUUAAAGGUCGACUGAAAUUCAUGAGAAUCUCUCAAAAACAUCUAUUCUAUUCUGAAUUCAUUAAAGGCAUCAUUGGUCUAUUGAAGAGAAUAGAAGAUCAAGAUGAGUCGCUGAGAGUGAAGAUCAUUGAAGAACUUACAUGGUUUGUUAAGUUUUCGGCAAUGGUUAAUAAACUUGAGAAACAAGACCCAGCGCUUAUUGUUUGA
Molecule: messenger RNA, 978 nt
Organism: Lactuca saligna
Lineage: Eukaryota; Viridiplantae; Streptophyta; Magnoliopsida; Asterales; Asteraceae
Source: the annotation of a GenBank genome assembly